AUGACGUCAACCGGUGGGAGAGUAUGUUCGGAAUUAAAUGAUAGUCGUGGUCCGUAUGCCUUUCGCUUGAAUGGACACAACCAUCAUAGAAUUGGCUCUCUGAUUCCAACUCAUGAUGAUGGUCGGCCUAGAUUUGCGCAAUUAUAUAUUUAUGACACGGCCCAUGAAAUUGAUAAUCGCUUUUAUGCUUUAAGAAACUGUGUUCCAUCAUCUUCUGAUGAAUCCAUUUUUCGUUCGUUGGUGGUUGACUUGCUGGCCAUGCUUGAUGAAAAUAAUGUAUUAGUACAAGCGUUUAGGAUGGCUAGGGAAAGGUUUGAUGAUUCGUCUAGGCAACCAGUUAGACUUCGCUUGCUUGGCACACGAAAUACACAGGCUCGUCAAUAUAAUUUACCCACAGCUUCCGAAUUGGCUGCAUUAAUUCCAAGUGAUGGUAAUCCAACUGACUCGCGUGACAUCCUUAUUCAAGAGCGAGAUACUUAUACUACAAAACGCAUUUCGGAGCUGCACCCAAGUUACAUGUCUUUGCAAUAUCCGUUGCUCUUUCCUUAUGGAGAGGAUGGGUACCAUCCAAACAUUCCCUUAUCACGUAAUACGUCGGCAAGGAGGAAAAGCAUAUCUUUAAGGGAAUACUAUCGGUAUCGUUUACAUGUUAGGGAUACUGAAGCUAGAACGUUGCACUUAUCUGGCCGUUUGUUUCAGACGUAUGUCGUUGAUGCUUAUAGUGCUGUUCUAGAGAGUGAAUUAGAUUGGUAUAGGCGAAACCAAGCUACGAUUCGUUCAGAUCUAUAUAACGGAUUGUAUGAUCAUGUAUGUAAUGGAGAAACAACGUGUGAGUUUGUUGGACGCAGGGUUAUUCUACCAGCGUCAUUUACUGGGGGGCCAAGGUAUAUGCUACAACAAUAUCAAGAUGCAAUGGUGAUUUGCCGUUGGGCUGGGACACCAGAUCUUUUUAUUACCAUGACUUGCAACCCGAGAUGGCCUGAAGUUGACCGUCACAUUAGUGCUACCACACCUGGGCGGACAACAUCAGAUAGACCAGACAUUCUUGCACGCGUUUUUAAAAUUCGGCUUGAUGAGCUUAUUAAAGAUUUAAGGAAAAAAAUCAUUUUGGCAAGACGAAGGCUGGUACUUAUUUACACAAUUGAAUUCCAAAAACGUGGACUUCCGCAUUGUCAUGCUUUGCUUUUUCUAGAACCUGUGGAUAAGAUUGGUACAACGGAAGAUAUUGAUAGAUAUAUAUCCGCUGAACUUCCUUCUGAAUUGCAAGAUCCUGCUGCUUUUGCAGUUAUUAGCAAGCAAAUGAUGCAUGGACCAUGUGGUGAACUAAAUCCAUCCAGUCCUUGUAUGCAUAAUCAGAAAUGUACGAAAGGGUAUCCAAAGAACUAUUGUGAUGAAACAUUUAUAAGAAAUGAUGGGUGGCCCUGUUAUAAAAGGCCAAACAAUUCAAGAACAGUCCGGGUUGGUAGUCAAGAUAUUAGGCUUGAUAAUCGAUAUGUGGUUCCUUAUAACCGUGACUUACUUGUCAAAUAUGGUUGCCAUAUAAAUAUGGAGUGGUGUAACCAGGGUAUGUUGGUUAAGUACUUAUUCACGUAUCUUAACAAAGGUCCAGAUCGUGCAACUGCAGUCUUGGAAGGUCCUAACAGUAGAACGUCUUUUGCAUCGUUGUUACGAAACGAAAAUGAAAUUGAAGAAUAUAUAAAUUGUCGGUACAUUUCAGCGAUAGAAGCGUGUUGGAAGCUGUUUUCAUUUGACAUGAAUUACCGUUCAGUUGCGGUUGAAAGACUACCAUUCCAUGAAGAAGGUUGUAAUAGAGUCUAUUUCCGAGAUGAUGCUGAUGUUGCUGAUGUAGCACAACGAUCAACAUCUGCCUUUUCUAAGUUCACUGCAUGGAUGGAGGCAAAUCGGAAUCACCCAGAGGGUCGGAAUUUAACCUACGUUGAGUACCCAACUCAUUACACGUGGCAUGAAAAGGAUAGGCAAUGGAUGCCAAGGUAUGGUGGUAAUACUAUUGGUCGCAUUUAUCAUGUGAAUCCUUCUAUGGGUGAGAAGUAUUAUCUUCGUUUGUUAUUAAAUGUUGUUCGCGGUCCACAUAGCUUCAAAGAAAUUCGUACAGUUGACGGUGUCGAGUAUCCAAAUUAUAUGUUAGCUUGUAAAGCACUAAGUUUGCUUGGAGACGAUGUUGAAUGGGUUGAGGAUAUACGUGAAGCCUACCAGUGGAAGUUAGGGAAUCAAUUGCGUGAGUUGUUUGUGACGAUUCUUUUAUUCUGCACAGUUAGUGAUCAGUCGAAGUUAUUUUAUGACUGUCUUGAAUACUUAUCCGAAGAUGUUGCUUUCAAACAGAGAGCACUUCUAGGUAACCAACUUGUGGUGUUCACGGAUGAGGAGAUACUUAACUACACGUUGGUUGAGAUAAAUUCAAUUUUAAACAAUCACAACAAAUCAUUGGCCGACUUUCCAACUCUACCUCAGCUUGAUCCUCAUUUAACGGAUGAUGGUUCCAAUGGGUUGAUUAUUGCUGAAAAAACAUAUAAUGUGCAAGAAGAAGCUGUGAAAUUCAAUGAGCUACAUAGCGGGUUAAAUGCUUUUCAAAGCGGAGGGACAGGUAAAACGUACUUGUGGAGAACACUUAUUGCUUGCCUUCGUUCACGUAGGAAAAUUGUAUUAUCCGUUGCAUCGUCCGGAAUUGCAUCUAUGUUGUUACCUGGGGGUCGUACCGCACAUUCACGGUUUCGCAUUCCUAUAGAUAUUGAAAAUGAUUCAUGUUGUUCGAUCGACUACGGCAGCAACCUUGCUCAGUUAAUCAACGCUGCUGAUCUAAUAAUUUGGGACGGAGCACCUUUACAACACAGGUAUGCAUUUGAGGCUGUUGACCGAACCUUUAGAGAUGUUUGUCGUGAUAACAUGGUUGACGCUCGGCAUCGAGUAUUUGGGGGAAAAGUUGUGGUUCUUGGAGGUGAUUUUCGUCAAAUUUUACCGGUUGUUCCGCAUGCCCCACGUAGUCAGAUUGUCGCGUCUGUUGUUAACAAGUCAGACACAAUAUGGAAUGCAUGUAAGGUAUUUCAUUUGACGACUAAUAUGCGCUUACAGAAUGCAAAUAUCAGUGGAGAUUCGCUUGAAAAAAUGAAAAGGUUCAGCAAUUGGAUCUUGGCCAUGGGGGCCGGUCGCUUGCCUACAAUUUCAUUGGUGGGGGAAGAUGAACCUACGUGGAUCAAAAUGCCUAAUGAUCUUUUAAUCCCGGUUUCUGAAAAUCCGAUUGGUGCAGUGGUUUCCAAUACCUUUCCUGAUAUUUUAGAGAGAGUCAAUGACAUUCACUAUUUAAAAGAACGCUGCAUUUUGUGCCCAACGAAUGAUGAGGUCGAUAAGAUCAACCUUCACGUCCUUGAAAAAAUGCCAGGUGAACUUCAAGAAUUGUUAAGUGCUGAUGAAAUAUGUCAAAGCACAAACAACUAUGACGAGAUGUGUGCUUUGUAUCCACCUGAGUUUCUUAACACGUUGAAUUUUUCUGGGAUUUCAAACCAUAGGUUACAGUUAAAGAUCGGUGCACCGGUUAUUUUGAUGCGCAACUUAAAUUUGCAAAAGGGCUUGUGUAAUGGUACACGGUUGGUGGUUACACAAAUUAGUCGGCGUGUUAUUGAGGCAGUAAUUAUUACCGAUGUUUUUGGGGUACUACGCGCAUGGGGUCCUGUUAACACUGAAUCUUCAAACGUUCAGUCAUGUAAUCGGGAGAUUCGUCACAUAGUUUUAUCUGAUGAGCGGUAA
Molecule: messenger RNA, 3759 nt
Organism: Helianthus annuus (common sunflower)
Lineage: Eukaryota; Viridiplantae; Streptophyta; Magnoliopsida; Asterales; Asteraceae
Exons: 4
Coding region: 1-3759 (1252 amino acids)
Biological process (GO): telomere maintenance; DNA repair
Molecular function (GO): DNA helicase activity
Source: RefSeq, a predicted model, not a curated record